Aureobasidium vineae is the source of this 1527-nucleotide messenger RNA. NCBI's taxonomy places the organism in Eukaryota, Fungi, Ascomycota, Dothideomycetes, Dothideales, Saccotheciaceae. The record is from the annotation of a GenBank genome assembly.
AUGACCUUUUCGUGGAUUCUAUACUUGUCUGCUCUCUCCACCGCGGCUUACGCGAGUCCAUUAAACUCUUUUGAGUACGACUAUAUCAUCGUGGGUGGAGGCACGGCUGGCUGCGUGCUUGCCAAUCGCUUGUCAGCAAAUCCAUCCAUCUCGGUGGCUUUAGUCGAAGCUGGUCCCACUGUCUUCAACGACUCUCGUGUUCUUAUUCCCAGUCCUGCUGGACCCACAUGGGGCACUGAACUCGACUGGAAUUAUACUACUAUACCACAGAUCUAUGCCAACAAUUCGAUACUGCAAUAUCAUGCUGGUAGAGAUGUUGGCGGCACAAGCACUAUCAACGGCAUGGUAUACCUCCGACCAACCGUUGACGAAGUCGGUUCAUGGUCAGCUUUGGGUAACCCAGAAUUGUCAUGGGAUAGUCUGCUGCCUUACUUCAAGAAGAGUGAGCAUCUGCAACUCCCUACCGCACCAAACGCCAGCGCAAAGGCCUCUUACGAGGCCAGUGUACAUGGAUUCGUCGGUCCAGUCAAAGUCGGCUGGGGCAACGAUUUGAACCCAGGAGAAUAUGGUCAAGCAUUGAACACAACCUGGCAAUCCCUCGGGUUCUCUUGGAACAGGGACCCGAAUACAGGUAAUAAUACUGGACUUGCCUUGUUUCCGAUCGAGAAAGACACUGUCUUGCAAAUCAGACAGGACUCUGCUAGGUCUUACUACUUGCCUGUGAUGGGUCGACCAAAUCUGCACGCUUUCACUAACACCACCGCGCUCAACGUCAACUUGGAUGGUGGUAAAAGUCAUCAUGGACCCCAAGGUUUGGUUGUGGCUAAAGGUGUCAAUGUGGUCUUGCCCUCUGGAAAGAAGCAGUUUUUGCGCUCUAAGCAGGAGGUCAUCCUUUCGACUGGCACAUACAGAACCCCUGGUGCCAUUUACAACCCCAGCUUCACACUAGAGUCUCUAACUCCAUCCUACAACGCCAAACCCAUGACUGGCACCUUGACAGCCGCUGACCUCUUUGGAGAUGAACUCGACACGGUUGCUGCACAACUGUACAAAGAUAUCCCUUCCUACGCACGAACACUCUCGGAAGCAAGCAAUGGCGCUAUUUCUAUCCAAGCACAAGAGCAAAUCCUUCUUGCUAGAGCAAAUUUGUUCUUCAAGAAGAACAUAGCAAUCGGCCAAUACACAUUCCAGAUUUAUGGAGGAAACCGUUGGGUCACUUUACCUCUGUCUACAGAAAACGUGCAUUCAUCCUCCGAUCCCGCAAAACCACUCCUAAAUCCCAAUUUUAUGCAACUACCCUGGGAUACUCUGGUUAUGCAACGCCUCUUCCUCGUGCUGCGCCGCAUCCUCUCUGCUCCCUCGGUGCAGCACGCCCUCGGCCCCAACGCCACCACUGAACUCUCGCCUGGUUAUUCUCUCGUACCUGCUGAUGCCUCGCUUCCCCAAUGGACUUCGUUCUUUCAAUCUGCGCUUGCACCCACUUGGCAUGCGGUGGGCUCUGCAGUCGUGUAUGUUGGCUCUAGAUAG